AUGCGGCUGGCGGACAAGAUGGCGCUGGACUCACCGGGCGCCAGUAGAACAGCUGAAUCCACGGCGGGAUCGGUGCACACAGACUCCCUAUCACAGAUUUUGGUGGAGCUGGCAACAAUAGCUUCCAACAUGCUGACUAAGGCCGACAAGACACCCAUGGUGAAAGAAAUGCGCUCAACCAUCAGGGAGGAGAUCCAGGAGGUGUGGAGGGAUAAUACCACCCUGGAGCAACGAGUUACAGACCUGGAGGCAGACUGCAUACAGGCCUCCCAACACUCCCAAGCAGCGGAUAACGCCACUUCAUGGCAAGGCACGGUCAUCCUGGACCUGAGAAGACAGGUUGAAGACCUGGAUAAUUGCGGGUGCCGUAAUAACAUCCGCGUCAGGGGCCUGACUGAACAGGUAGGGGAAGACCUCGUGGCCAUACUGACCUGA
Messenger RNA from Pelobates cultripes (western spadefoot toad), 435 nucleotides. The record is from the annotation of a GenBank genome assembly. Lineage: Eukaryota; Metazoa; Chordata; Amphibia; Anura; Pelobatidae.